AUGGGCCAGCCAGCAGCACGGCUGGCGCCAUGGCUGACACUGGCAUGUGUGGUAUCCCUCGCAUGGGCAAAACCGAAGCCAUUCAACAUCAAUGACGAUAUCCUUGCUUACCCCCAGUAUCAAGUGACCUUCCCCGAAGAAUACAUCCUGGAGCUACACGCCGAACCUCUCCUCCGGUCUCAGACCAGCCCCGAUGUUCGGGACCAGAAUAACCCCCAGGUCUACACGGGCAAAGAUCAAGCUGAUCCCACCGACCAUUCCCAGACGGUCGAAUCUCCUUAUACAUACGAAGAAAUGAUCCUCGAGGACCGGCGACUUCUCUGUCAAAUCCCACGGGUGACACCAGAUGAUCACAACUCAACAGCAAAGGGGGAUAACAAGGCCGAGCAGCAAAAGGAGCUAGCACGUGCAACCGAUCGCGGCAUCGAACUGCUCCGUGAGAUGGAAGGACAGUGCAUGUAUUACUUCUCGGGCUGGUGGUCUUAUUCCUUCUGCUAUCAAAAGCAGAUCAAACAGUUCCACGCUCUUCCCGCUGGUCGUGGCGUCCCCUCAUAUCCGCCCAUUGAGGAUAGUACUACGCAUUCUUUCGUUCUAGGGAAGUUCAUCGAUGAGAAGGAGGCAGAAAAGCCCAAAAGUUCCCCCAAAACAGACGUGGCUGAGCUCCAUACGAAGGGUGGUUCGCGGUACUUGGUGCAGCACCUCCGCGGUGGCACCAAGUGCGAUCUGACCGGCCGCGAGCGCAAAGUCGAAGUGCAGUUCCACUGCCACCCGCAAUCGACAGAUCACAUUGGGUGGAUUAAGGAAUUGACCACGUGCUCUUACCUAAUGGUCAUCUACACGCCCCGUCUAUGUGACGACGUCGCUUUCCUCCCACCGCAGCAGGAUGAAGUGCACAGCAUCGAAUGCCGGGAAAUCCUGAUGCCCGAAGAGGUCCCCGAGUGGGAAGCCAUUAAAGAAUGGUACACAACCAAUCAGUUAGCCGAAGCUGCAGCAAGUGCUGAUGCUACUCAACCCGAGCUUCCAAUCAUCGGCGGGAUCGAAGUUGGCGGCCGCAAACUGGUUGGCAUGGAGGGCAAGGUCAUUGAGAAGGGACGCGUGGCAUCCACUGGCGAGGAGCGAGUGGAUGUUGUUGCGAAACGGAUUAAUGGCGAGAUUGGCAAGAUGUCCAAGCAGAUUGUCAAGAAGUACGACCUUGACCCGGAGAAAGUGGAAGAGAUGAAGAAGCUACUGGAGGAACAAGCCGAUGGCAAAGAUUGGACACUAGAGGUCGUGGAAAGCAACGGUGUGAUCAAGUUCCAGGGUGUGCUUGAAGAGGACGAAGACGAAGAUACCCAAGAUUCGUCCCAAGAGAAACCAAGCCAAAAACCGGCCGACAAGCCAAGGCCCAAGCAAGAUGAACCCCAGACGCCCGAACGCAAGCCCGAACGCAAGCCCGAACGCAAGUCCAAAGAGCAGACAGAUUACUCGGAGGAGCCAGGAAGCGAAGAAACGUUCAAAGAUGAGCUAUGA
Messenger RNA from Penicillium brevicompactum, 1509 nucleotides. RefSeq names its product PRKCSH domain-containing protein. The record is from RefSeq and is a predicted model, not a curated record. Lineage: Eukaryota; Fungi; Ascomycota; Eurotiomycetes; Eurotiales; Aspergillaceae. Gene Ontology annotation, biological process: retrograde protein transport, ER to cytosol; endoplasmic reticulum unfolded protein response. The transcript is spliced from 2 exons. Gene Ontology annotation, cellular component: endoplasmic reticulum lumen. Bases 1 to 1509 code for a protein of 502 amino acids.